AUGAUUUUCAUCCAUUUCACUGCAUGUAUAAUCCUUGUCGCUACGUGUAAUGGACUUAUCACACACAGUAAGCUGCUAGGCAGGUCGGUGAAGCCCCUUCUAUUCGCAGAAACAGUGGAAUCUGUCAGCAACAAGGCUCCCGAGGCAGAAAUCAAUCGCAGACGUAACUUGGCAAUCAUCUCGCAUCCAGAUGCUGGAAAGACUACAGUGACGGAAAAGCUUCUUUUGUAUGGAGGUGCAUUGCAACAAGCUGGAGCCGUCCGACAAAAGGCGGAACAAAGAGGGACGCAGAGUGAUUUCAUGUCCAUCGAACAAGAACGUGGAAUCUCGAUUAGUUCAACGGUUAUGAACUUUGACUACAAUGGGAAACGCGAUUUUAGUGAAGAUACAUACAGAGCUUUGGCUGCCGCAGAUAAUAGUGUCAUGUUGAUCGAUAGUGCCAAGGGGCUGGAACCCCAGACUAGAAAACUUUUUGAGGUCACCCGAAUGCGCAAACUUCCCCUGUUUACUUUUUGCAACAAAAUGGAUCGUCCCGCUUUGAGCCCAUAUGAGAUUAUGGAUCAAAUUGAAGCAGAGUUCAACUUGGAGUCUUUCCCCGUCCUUUGGCCCAUUGGAGAUGGUGAUAGAUUUAAAGGAGUUUUAGAUCGUAUGGAAAAUGUCGUCCACUUGUUCAUCAAGUCUGUCGAGCGUGGAGGCAAAGCAGAUGUGCAACAGGUUCCGAUGGACGAUCUAGAGACUCUCGAAAAGUUGAUUGACGACAAAGAAUUGUUUGACAAGCUUUUGGAAGACAGAGAGCUUCUAGAUGAGUUGAUUCCGCCAUUGGAUAUGGAUCGUGUGUCUGCUGGAGACUUGACGCCUCUAUUCUUUGGAAGUGCCAUGACAAACUUUGGUGUCCAACUAUUCCUCGACAAGUUUUUGGAGAUGGGAGUGAAACCUGCCACAAGAGUUGCCGUGAACAAGGAUGCCUCAUCGGAUGAUGUUCUGACUGUAUCACCAGAGCACGAGGAAUUCACUGGUUUCGUUUUCAAAACACAAGCGAACAUGGAUCCAAAGCACAGAGAUCGACUUGCCUAUGUUCGUGUUGUUUCUGGAGUGUACGAGAAGGGAAUGAAAGUUGGGCAUUCCCGAAGUAAACCAAACAAGAAAUACAAUCUUGCACAAGCUCAAGCCUUGUUCGGUUCAGAUCGAUCAUCGGUUGAUGUUGCCUAUCCUGGUGACGUCAUCGGAAUCAACAAUCCUGGAUGCUUUGCAAUCGGAGACACUUUGUACACCGGAAGUAACCGUGUUGCAUUCCCUGGUAUUCCAUCUUUCAGUCCAGAGAAGUUUUCUUACAUUCGAAGUCCCAACCCAUCGGAUUACAAGUCAUUUCGAAAGGGAAUGGAUCAGCUGCUCGACGAGGGUGCUGUCCAAGCUCUUCGUCAACGAAAUGAUGACGGUGGUGGUCCACUGAUGUUGGCUGCCGUUGGUCAGUUGCAAUUUGAAGUUGUCCAAGCUCGACUAAAGGAAGAAUACAAUGUAGAAUCAAUAAUGGAGCCUCUCACAUACUCUCUGGCUCGAUGGGUCAAUUCGGGUUGGGAUGCAGUUGACAAGGCAGAUGCUGCAGGUAAAUUAUUUGGAAUCAUGAUUGUUCAAGAUAGAUGGAAGCGUCCAGUUCUGCUCUUCCGUAACGAUUGGAAGGCUGCCUCCUUGGCGGAUGAAGAAAAGUACCUUGAAUUGGCACCUUGGAGUCAACCUCCUGACUUUGAGAGUUAG
Molecule: messenger RNA, 1752 nt
Organism: Cylindrotheca closterium
Lineage: Eukaryota; Bacillariophyta; Bacillariophyceae; Bacillariales; Bacillariaceae
Source: the annotation of a GenBank genome assembly